Molecule: messenger RNA, 1011 nt
Organism: Rhinichthys klamathensis goyatoka
Lineage: Eukaryota; Metazoa; Chordata; Actinopteri; Cypriniformes; Leuciscidae
Exons: 4
Coding region: 1-867 (288 amino acids)
Molecular function (GO): protein dimerization activity
Source: RefSeq, a predicted model, not a curated record
AUGAAGUUGGCUGAGACAAUGAGAAGGGUCUGGCUGCAGACUUGCACUCUCAGACUUGCACGCUCAGACUUGCACGCUCAGACACGAGCGCUUCCGCUGCAAAGUCGAUUGAUGCCAGAUUUGAAGAUAGCCAGCAAGUGGUGUUUGGAUCAAUCUAGUGCACUGUAUGGUUCUGUUCAUUUGCCCAAAGUAGAGUGUAUGGAGGAACAAGACGUUGCGGAAGCCAUUGAGAGAUUAGAGAAGGCUGAGUCUUCCAUAUUCACUGUGCAAGAGGAGAUUCCAGCUGCCAAGCGACAGAGGACACUGGGGCCCGCAGAACAACAUCGGAUUGCUAUUGAGGUGUGUGAUACCAUCUGGGCUCAGACAAAGGAGCGCUUUGCGUUCACUGGGCACCUUGUGAGUUCAACACUGCUGCAGGGAGAGCUGUUCUCACAGCAUGCUAAAACCUUUCCAAGUGCUGCAUUGAAUGCCACUGUGGAGGCCUAUCCGAUGCUGAACAAGGCUAGACUGAAGACAGAACUAUCCUUGGUCUAUGAAAACCCGGAGUUUGAAAAGUGUAGUGGUGCAGUGCCUCUGUAUCAGUUUUUUAUGGAGAACAACCUUCAGUGCACAUUUUCAGAAACUGUUAAUCUUCUGAAAAUCCUUAUCACUACUCCAAUGACAUCAGCAGAAUCUGAAAGAUGCUUCUCCACUCUAAAAAGAAUCAAAACGUUCCUAAGGAGCACAAUGUCUCAAGAAAGACUGAAUGCCCUUGCCAUGCUUUCUAUGGAGAAAAAGAUUGUGAAAGACAUGCCCAACUUCAACAACAAAGUUAUUGAUAGGUUUGCAACCCAGAAAGAAAGGAGAGCCAAAUUUCUUUACAAGUGACAGUGCAUAAUCAUCUCGGCUGCUUCUCACCAUCAGGAACUCAGCAUCUCGUCUGCUCCUACAGGGACAUAACAGCAUCUCCACUACUCCUUCAAGCACUCAGCAUCUCCACUACUCCUUCAAGCACUCAGCAUCUCCUCUGCU